GGGAGGAGGUUGGGUUGGUGGGAGGAGGUUUUGUGGGUGGAGAAGAGGCGAGGGAGCAAGUGUUUACUCGAACUGACCAGGCGUAUAGCUCAUAUCUCGAAGAUGAAUCUGGAGGAAGGGGGUUACUGGCGGAUAUCGACUCUGCUUUAUCAGCCAGUGGCUGCACUCGGCUGAUCUCUGGACCCUCAGAUUGAGCAACACCACAGGAGGAAAAAAGGGGCAGCUUCCAUACCGGUUAGAAACAAAGGUGGGAUCGCACAGAGAGAGAGAGAGAGAGGCGUGAGUGAGGGGAAAGUCAGAGGCUGUACGAGCAGCAGAGCAGCAGCUGUUAGCCGGAGCUUUCUGAUGUGAACUUUGAAAUCAGGGUUUUGGGGAGAGUAUGAAAGAUCUGAGAGGACCGGGGCGGUCCGAGGCAGGGGUCCAUGUGGUGACAGCAGCCAGUGCAAGAGGAGGACAGAGACUCAUGUGAGACACAGAGGAGUUCAUAUAUAAGAAGACAAAGAGACAAACUGGACUUCAGGAUGUUAUGGACUUUUCUCUCCUUAGGUUAGACGGGGUCACGUGUGGGUCUUGAGGUCCUCGGCAGUAUUAGUUGUUUGUCUUUCACUGGGUUCCAGCCUAUCUCAACACUGUGGGGUCCAGGGUCAAAGGACUGAACAGAUAGCUGGCCGUGACGUUUCUUUUAACUUAGACAACAGUUCUCUGUGACUAAUUCUGGGCGUGUAGUAUUUGUGGUGUUAUCUUAAUUAAAGUCGAUCCAGCAGGAUGAGUUGGGCAGAAUGUGAGACCGACUCAGGCACUUCUGAUGAACUCUGAGAGUGUCUCUGAUUCUCUUGGCCAAGCGUCAGUAAAUAAAACAGCAUCAGACAUCAGAGGCUCCUGAACUCACCACUGACCACCGGUUGCAGCGAUUUCUCCACAACACAGGAUGGGUGUUAAGAGCAAGGCAGCUGCAGCGAUCGUAGUCCUGCUGCUGUUCCUCGGCUCCCUGUGGCUCCAGGGAGGUUUGGAUUACCACUGGGAUUCUUGUUUGAAAGGUUACAACCAGGAGAACAAGAUUCACCAGCUGUACAACAGCAGCGUGGUGGACGAGGCCGAGGGCCUGCAGAUCCUGGAGGUGUGCCCUGGUCAGACCUUCCAGGUGUCGCUGCUGCUCUCGCACCUGCUGGCUGCGCCGGCGGACACCUCGGACGUGCUGCUGCAGCCCUAUCUGUCCAGCUGGGACGAGCUCGUGAAGUUUAUUGAAGCUCUCGGCCCGAUGGUGGGAAUGAUAUCUCAAGAGAUAAAAACCAAGACCUCGAUUAUCCGCCAGCUGGCCCUGCUGACAGAAAAGGGCCCUGAAGCCGAACUGGGCCCAGAUGAGCUUUCGAUAAACCCUGUGAGCCCAGAGAUCGGGAGCGGGACAAAGAACAACGUGGAGACUGGUGCUUACCACUCAGUCCACUCCAUGAUCGCGAUGGAGCUGAGCGAUGGAGUGGUGGACUUCCACCAACAGACGGACUCCGGAUGCCGGACUCUCCUGCGUCUGCAUCGCGCCCUGCUCUGGCUGAAGCUCUUCCUGGAGAAGCUGUCUGAGAUGCCGGAGGACGGCGGCCGGCUCAGGAGCCCCUCGGAUCUGUGCCGGGAGGCCUACCAGAACACGCUCGCCAACCACCACGCCUGGUUCAUCCGCAAGGCCGCUGAGCUGGCCUUCAUCGCCCUGCCGGAGCGGGGUUUCUUCUACAAGCUGGUGUGCGUGCAGAACCAGGAGGAGCUGAGUGCGGUGCUGAACAGGGUGGCUCGGGCCAUCGGAGAGGUUUACGACAGGACACAGAAAGCCCUGGAGGAGAAUGGCAUGCUGGACCUGCCAUAGGAAAGACCGGACAUACAGCCUCUACUGUUUUGCACUUCCAAGCUACAAGCGAGGGCCAAACUUUCCAAGGAAAUAAUGAACUCACAUGUGCCACAUUUUCCCCUCGCAAACCAAAGUGCUGUGUCAACAAUCAACUGACGUUUCGCUUUCAGUCUCGAGACAUUCCUUGUCAGGAUUUAUGAGAUCACGUCUGGACUUGACCUCAAAUUAGAGAAGCACUUUGAUGAUGCAUCUACGCCCACUUAACACAGGCUGUGAAUUAUUAAACAGGAAAGCAUGAACACCACGCAGCUACAGCGAUCCGACAACAAGAAGAAGAACGGGUUCUUGUGUCAGAGCGGAGGUGUUCACACGCUUCAGAUUUUUUAAAAUAAAUUCAAAUUAAGCGACGUUUUAAUUGUAGUUCAUUCUCGGUGAUUAACCCAAAGGCCGGUAGGUCUAGAUUCCCUAAAAUAUGGGACCAAUCUGUUGUGAUUAAAGUGAAUCAACAUGUACUGAAGGACGAUGAGGUGUUACACAGUGACUGUGGUGUGAGUGUGCAGGUUUUACACUGUAAGUUUUUGUAUCAUGUUCAUGAUUAAAAAUCUUUGAAGA
Molecule: messenger RNA, 2446 nt
Organism: Larimichthys crocea (large yellow croaker)
Lineage: Eukaryota; Metazoa; Chordata; Actinopteri; Sciaenidae
Gene: gltpd2b
Product: glycolipid transfer protein domain containing 2b
Exons: 4
Coding region: 929-1852 (307 amino acids)
Biological process (GO): intermembrane lipid transfer; ceramide transport
Cellular component (GO): cytoplasm; cytosol; membrane
Molecular function (GO): ceramide 1-phosphate binding; ceramide 1-phosphate transfer activity
Source: RefSeq, a predicted model, not a curated record